UCCCGCCCCCCGCCCCCGGCCCGCCGCCCGCGCUACCGCGCUCUGCUCCGCGGCUCGGAUUGCUACGCGGGCGCAAAAUGGAUUACAGCGACCCUCCAGGGCUCCUCCGCAGGCGGGCAGUGCCGCGACCCGGUUCAGCAGCAUGGAAAGACGUCUACGGUCCGUGCCCCCGGACUAUCCAAAGGAACCCGAAGAUCCUACACACACAGUUAAGGUCAAAAUUCAAGAAAAAACAUAAGUGUGGUGGCUCCGGCGGCGGCGAGCGGCCCAGGCCAGGACGUGAGGCGCGGGGCCGCGGUCGAUGUUAUUUGAGCGGGGGCCGCGGGCCUCGGCGAUCGCAGGCAGCAGGAUGCAGAAAGCCGCCUACUACGACAACGCGGGGCUCUUCGGGGGCUACACGUACAGCAAGGCCGACGCCUACCCCUACGGCGCGGCCCAGCAGCCCUACGGGCCGGCCGGCCUGGACGGCGACUACCCCGGCUCCGCCUGCUCCGUGCAGGGCUCCGCGCCCGGCCGCGCCGCGGCCCACAAGGGCGGCGAGCUCGGCGGCAGCUGCCUGCGCACGGCCGGCGGCGGCCCCGGCGGCAGCCAGCCCCCGGGCCUGGGCGAGCAGCAGCCGCCCGCCUCCCCGCCCAACCCCCCCAGCGCGCCCCCCCCGAAAAAAGCCAAGGGGGGCCCCAACGCCGCCGGCUCCGCCGCCGCCACCAUUAGCAAGCAGAUCUUCCCCUGGAUGAAGGAGUCGCGCCAGAACUCCAAGCAGAAAAGCACCUGCGCCCCCUCAGGAGAGAGCUGCGAGGACAAGAGCCCCCCCGGGCCGGCCUCCAAGCGGGUGCGCACCGCCUACACCAGCGCGCAGCUGGUGGAGCUGGAGAAGGAGUUUCACUUCAACCGCUACCUGUGCCGGCCGCGCCGCGUGGAGAUGGCCAACCUGCUCAACCUGACCGAGCGGCAGAUAAAGAUCUGGUUUCAGAACCGCCGGAUGAAGUACAAAAAAGACCAGAAAGCCAAAGGCAUCAUGCACUCCCCCGUAGGACAGUCCCCAGACCGGAGCCCCCCCCUGAGCGGCCCAAACCACGUCGGCUACUCCAGCCAGCUCCCCGGCGUCAGCGGCCUGAGCUACGACACCCCCUCGCCCACCUCCUUCGCCAAGUCCCAGCAGAGCAUGUACGGGCUGGCCGCCUACACGGCGCCGCUCAGCAGCUGCCUGCCGCAGCAGAAGCGCUACGCGGGCGCCGAGUACGAGCCGCCCGCCAUGCCGAGCGGCGGGGGCUUCGCCGGCGCCAGCCUGCAGGGCAGCCCCGUCUACGUCGGGGGCAACUUCGUGGACUCGAUGCCGGCCUCGGGGCCCGUGUUCGGCCUGGGCCACCUCCCGCACCCCUCCUCGGCCAGCGCGGACUACAGCUGCGCCGCGCAGCUCCCCGGCGGGCACCACCACGGACCGUGCGACCCCCACCCCACCUACACGGACCUCUCGUCGCACCACGCGCCCCCGGGCCGCCUCCCCGACGCGCCCAAGCUCACGCACCUGUAGCGGCCGGGCGGGCUGCGGCGGCGGCGCCCGCUUACCUCACUGCCCCGGCGCGGCGGCGCCGCCGGGUCUCGGGUGCCGGCAGCGGCAGCGGCAGCGGCAGCGGCAGCGGCAGCG
Dromaius novaehollandiae (emu) is the source of this 1645-nucleotide messenger RNA. It is a transcript of the gene HOXD3, whose product is annotated as homeobox D3. The record is from RefSeq and is a predicted model, not a curated record. Gene Ontology annotation, biological process: anterior/posterior pattern specification; regulation of transcription by RNA polymerase II; embryonic skeletal system morphogenesis. The transcript is spliced from 5 exons. Lineage: Eukaryota; Metazoa; Chordata; Aves; Casuariiformes; Dromaiidae. Gene Ontology annotation, molecular function: RNA polymerase II cis-regulatory region sequence-specific DNA binding; DNA-binding transcription factor activity, RNA polymerase II-specific. Bases 302 to 1531 code for a protein of 409 amino acids. Gene Ontology annotation, cellular component: nucleus.